AGCUCCGUCUUAAAAAACAAGUAAGAGAUAACAGUUAACACACUCACGAGAGAAAAUGGGAAGAGCUCCAUGUUGUGACAAGACAAAGGUGAAGAGAGGGCCUUGGUCUCCUGAGGAAGACGCUAAGCUCAGAGAUUACAUUGAGAAGUAUGGUAAUGGUGGAAAUUGGAUCUCUCUUCCUCUCAAAGCUGGUUUGAGGAGAUGUGGGAAGAGCUGCAGAUUGAGGUGGCUAAACUAUCUGAGACCAAACAUAAAGCAUGGCGACUUCUCUGAGGAAGAAGACAGGAUCAUUUUCAGCCUCUUUGCUGCCAUCGGAAGCAGAUGGUCAAUAAUAGCAGCUCAUCUACCGGGAAGAACAGACAACGACAUCAAAAACUAUUGGAACACAAAGCUAAGGAAGAAACUCAUGUCUUUGUCUUCUUCCUCUCAUUCAUCACCAGCCAUUGCUUAUCCUUUUCGAAACCCUAAUUCUCAGGAUGUGAAAAGACCAUUAACCCCAUCAGCAACAAUCACACUUUCUUCCUACACUCCGUAUGUUGAGAACCCAACAAGAUCUCUCAUCAACAUCAAUGGCUUCGAAGCUGAUGAUCAACAGAUCUUCCCCUUUAUCAACCCUAAUUAUCCUCACGAUUUCUCUCUCGCGGAUAUGUGCAGCAACAACAACAACAACAUUUUUGGCACAAGUGGUUUCUUGCUCAACCACAAUAUUUGUGAUCAUUUCAGCAACCACAACAGUUUGUCCUCGGAGGUCAAUGGAAAGCGAUCAGAGAUUAUGAUGAAGCAAGAAGAGAUGAUGAUGAUAGACCACCACAUUGGCCAGAUGACAAAAGGGUACAAUGGCGAUUUCACACAAGGAUAUUACAAUAACUACAUUAGUGGACAUGGGGAUUUGAAGCAAAUGAUUAGUGGAAGUGGCACUAAUUCUAACAUAAACAUGGGUGGUUCAGGUUCACGCUCAGCUUCAUCUUCUAGUUUCAUAAGCGACCUAGCUGAGAACAAAACCAGUAGUAGCUUCCUACAACACAAGUGCUUGCCCUAUUUCUACUCCUAGUUCUUCUAGACUCUCUUGUUUUCUUAUAUAAAUAUAUCUUGGACUGACUGUUAGUAAAAUCAAAGAUUUGAUGGGUAUGAGAGGAGAGAGAAUGAGCGAGACAGAGAGACAGGAUGAUCAGUUUUCAUGGGAUUUUGUGUUUUUUUUAUUUAUUAUUUCGUCGACA
Messenger RNA from Raphanus sativus (radish), 1217 nucleotides. RefSeq names its product transcription factor RAX1-like. NCBI's taxonomy places the organism in Eukaryota, Viridiplantae, Streptophyta, Magnoliopsida, Brassicales, Brassicaceae. Bases 56 to 1051 code for a protein of 331 amino acids. The transcript has 3 exons. The record is from RefSeq and is a predicted model, not a curated record.